GCUACUUGCAAAGUAUCAGUUAUGCAAAGAAUUCUGGGAAUGAGGAAUUCUAAUCUGCCCAUGAAGUAUCUGGGAGCAAACCUGCAUAAAGAAAAAUGGCAUCUUUCCUUUGGGGUUCAUCUUCAGAUAGAAAAAGAAUACAUUGGGCAAGAUGGUCAAAGGUUUGCUACCCUACUGAAGAAGGGGGGCUGGGGGUGAGAGCUUUAAAUGAUGUUCAGAAGGCUUUUAGUUUGAAGUUAUGGUGGAAGUGGAAAAACCAUGAUUCUCUUUGGACUGAUUUCAUUAAAGCUAAGUAUCCUAGAGUUCAUAUGAGACCUAAAGUUACAGACUCUACUAUUUGGAGGAGACUUUGUGAGGUUCAUGAAAUUGCUACUGGCCUUAGCUCUAUCAAUGAAUCUGGCUCUUUGCAAUGGGAUCCUGGGAUCAAUGGUGCCUUUUCUUUGACAUCUGCAUACAAUGAAGUUAGAGAGCACAGGAAUAGCUGUGAAACCACUAAUCAUAUCUUCUUUGGGUGUUCUUAUUCAAAGAAAAUUUGGCAGCAUUUCAUGGGAAUUUUUGGAAUUAAUAUGCCUAGUACUUCUUCCAUUAGACAGAUUCUAAUCAUUUGGUGGUUAGAGGCUGAAUCUAAGACUACGACUGACAUAUAAAAACACAAUUUUCCUGGUAUUAUUUGUUGGUUUUUGUGGAAAACAUAUGCUUCUUAUACUUGGGGUGGUGGUUCAGUUCCUGAGUUUGAUCAUCUUAUCACUCAAAUCAAACUUUACACUCAACAAUGAGUUCUCAAACUGGCCCAGCUAAAAAGGAGGAAGGUGGAAAGCUUCUUAAUUCAAGAACGGUUAAUUUCAAGUAGAUUCAAGUUCAACAACUCAGGUAUUCAAUUAAUUAAAUGGAAAAGACCUACUAAAAGUUACAAAUUGAACGUCGAUGCAUCGUUCAUACCUGGAUUAGCAACCGAUGGAGCCAUUCUAAGGAACAAUCUGGCUGAGCUCAUAUGGGCUGCGUGCUUCCAUUUACAAGUGACGUCGAGUGAGGAUGCUGAACUGAAAACGUUGAUGUAUGCUACGGAGAUGGCGAUUGAAGAGGGGCUUACAGAUAUACAGGUGGAGACGGAUGUUGUUCGGUCGCUGGCUAUUCUCUCAGACGGUUCAGGAAACCAUUCUAUGGUUCGAAGGUUCAGGAGAAAAGCGACGGGGAAGGGGUGCUCCUUUGAUCAUGUUUUCAGACAAGGAAAUGGGCCGGCCCAUUUACCGGCGAGUCAAUGUUUCCCUGAAGCCCAAGUCAUCCGUUUUGAUCGUGUGGGUCAAUUACCCAAUCCGGUGAAAUACAGUUACUAUGCUGAUCUAUUUGGUAUCCCUAAUUUGCAUUUAUAAUUAUUUUCUUUAUUCUUCUAUUUUUUUGGGUCAGGUCUAGCCCCCCCCCCCCCCCCCCCCCCAAAAAAAAAUCAUUUACUUUCAUUUGUUUACUUACAAUCAUGUAUUUUUCAGAGGUAUGCCUCUGAUGAGAGAUUUUGGUUUUGUUCCCCUCUCCUUGUACUCUAAUAUAUAUUAAUAAAAUAACGGUAAAUGUCCCCCGGCAUUUCCUCACUGAUUUUGGUGGUUUGCCUUCCGG
Molecule: messenger RNA, 1608 nt
Organism: Cuscuta europaea
Lineage: Eukaryota; Viridiplantae; Streptophyta; Magnoliopsida; Solanales; Convolvulaceae
Source: the annotation of a GenBank genome assembly